AUAAUCACCACAGCCGCAGCAAAAAUUGCGCCUGGCUCAUAACAAGGCUAAACGCUGCAUCCGGUAGUACUUGGAGUCCACAGAUCACCAGCGAACCGCGCCGCAGACGUGUGGCAAAGCUUCUUGCUCCGAGGCCUCCACUCUGUUGCCUCGCUGCCGCCGACGCCGCCGGCGCGACACACCACCAUGGCCCAGUUCGAGAAGCUCUCCUUCCAGGAGUUAGCAAGAUUCGCCCAACUCCCGCAGGACGAGUACGCGCGCCAGAUCUGCGCCCAGCGCAAGGUCGAGGAGUCGAGUGUUUUCGGCAUGUGCCUCCACGACGACGUCCUGGCCAUGGGCACGACCUUCGACCAAAUUUUUAGGUUGGACAUGCACGGUAGAGCUAUAGGCGAGCCCCAACCGUCGCAACUAGGACGCGUCUACGCGCUCGCCGUAGCAGGUGACAGAACGAAACCGAUCCUCUGUGCUGGUGGCGAUAAAGGCAUAGCCUUCUCGAACUGGUCUGAUGGAACGCAUUGCCGACUCCACCAGUCACCAGCAACACAAUAUCCGGACGGGAGCUUUCCCCCUCCGCCCGAGUGCAAUGCAUUGGUCGUGGAGGCGGGCGGCACUUCGGUGUUGUGCGGUGACGGCGACGGUAGAAUCAGAAGAAGAGAUAUAGAAACAGGCAAAAUUACAGAUGAAGUCCAGGCCCACUCGGACAUGAUCCUGGCGUUAUGUCACGCGUCCGAAGCCCACGUGACCGCCUCGUGCUCCGAAGAUGGUACUUGCAAGUUACUCGAUCUAAGAGACAGCGCAAAGGUCGUCAAGGAGGUCCCCGGGAUUGAUGACGCUUUCCGGAAAGCGUGUAACCUGCCGGACGAAAAACACUGGUGUGGCGCCGUACAUAUCGAUGCGCAUUGCAAUUGGAUUUCUCUGGCUGGUGGUUUUGCAGAAUGCGAAAGUGGAGGCUGGUUCUGCACGCGGUAUGCGCAGACCGGGGAAAUCGUCCGAAGUUACAAGUCUUCUGCAUCUAUCAGAUGCCUCGAAGCGGAUGAGCGAAAUAAUGAACUACUCAUGGCGUCGGACUGCGCCUUCGUGACGGGCUGGAACCUGCGGGACCCCCAUGCUGAUAAAAAUAAACCUCGUUUCCGAAGGAAGAUCGACGGGCUGCCUGCGGUUUAUACGCUGAUCGCGGCGGACGCUCCAUCAGCUUUGGCGCAGAAUGCAGACAACGAUUUAGCGAUGAGUGACGACGACUUCGGCGCCGACCGCAUACUUAUCAGUGCGGGCGCGGCGCCCCACGCCGUCGUGACGGCCAAGGACCGCGUGCUCGCGUAUUUGCAGCUGCCGGUUCCCGACAUCAAACCUCCCGUGUAACUUUAUGGGUCUUU
Pelagomonas calceolata is the source of this 1373-nucleotide messenger RNA. The record is from the annotation of a GenBank genome assembly. NCBI's taxonomy places the organism in Eukaryota, Pelagophyceae, Pelagomonadales, Pelagomonadaceae.